ACGCAUGCGCACGGCCGGACAGGUCCGCGGCGCCCUCACUUCCUGGCAUUCCCCCCUCCCCCUCCUCGCUGUUACCCUGUACAUCCGGGUCACUUGCCCUCCCCGUUCGGAGCUGCCGCCGCUGCUGCCGCCGCCGCCUGGCUCGUCGCGGCUCCGCCACAGGGGCAGGUGCGGAGGGGCUCCUGGUCCGGCCGCCGCCGCUGCCCCGCUCCGGGCCCGGGGCUCCCUCUAGCGCCGCUGAGGAUCCGCCGCCGCGGCUCGAGGAGGGCGGAGGAGCGGGGCUGAGAGAGCCCGGAGGCUCGCGCGGAGGAUAGAAGGACAAGAACAGAAUCACCAGCACUGGCUGAAGAGAGAGAAAGAGAGAGAGAGCGAGCAGAAGCAGAGGGAGCGGCAGGCAGAGGGAGAAGCAGGAUUCCCACUGAGCAGGGAGCCCGAUGUGGGACUCUAUCCCAGGACUCUGGGAUCAUGACCUGAGCUGAAGGUACCUUAACAUGGGGAAUCUUCUUAAAGUUUUGACAUGCACAGACCUUGAGCAGGGGCCAAAUUUUUUCCUUGAUUUUGAAAAUGCCCAGCCUACAGAGUCUGAGAAGGAAAUUUAUAAUCAGGUGAAUGUAGUAUUAAAAGAUGCAGAAGGUAUCUUGGAGGAUUUGCAAUCAUAUAGAGGAGCUGGCCAUGAAAUACGAGAGGCAAUCCAGCAUCCAGCAGAUGAGAAGUUGCAAGAGAAGGCUUGGGGUGCAGUUGUCCCACUAGUAGGCAAAUUAAAGACAUUUUAUGAAUUUUCUCAGAGGUUAGAAGCAGCACUAAGAGGUCUUCUGGGAGCCUUGACAAGUACCCCGUACUCUCCCACGCAGCAUCUAGAGCGAGAGCAGGCUCUUGCCAAACAGUUCGCAGAGAUUCUUCAUUUCACACUCCGGUUCGACGAGCUCAAGAUGACAAAUCCCGCCAUACAGAAUGAUUUCAGCUAUUACAGAAGAACAUUGAGUCGUAUGAGGAUUAAUAACGUCCCAGCAGAAGGAGAAAAUGAAGUAAAUAAUGAAUUGGCAAAUCGAAUGUCUUUAUUUUAUGCUGAGGCAACCCCAAUGCUGAAAACCUUAAGUGAUGCCACGACAAAAUUUGUAUCAGAGAAUAAAAAUUUACCAAUAGAAAAUACCACAGAUUGUCUAAGCACCAUGGCUAGUGUAUGCAGAGUCAUGCUCGAAACACCGGAAUACAGAAGCAGAUUUACAAAUGAAGAAACGGUGUCAUUCUGCUUGAGGGUAAUGGUGGGUGUCAUAAUACUCUAUGACCAUGUACAUCCAGUGGGAGCAUUUGCCAAAACUUCAAAGAUUGAUAUGAAAGGUUGUAUCAAAGUUCUUAAGGACCAACCUCCCAAUAGUGUAGAAGGUCUUCUAAAUGCUCUCAGGUACACAACAAAACAUUUGAAUGAUGAGACUACCUCCAAGCAAAUCAAGUCCAUGCUGCAGUAGCAGCUGUGGCUUGCGCACCUGCUGUGGGUGGAAGACAGUAUUCUGCAGUGACUGGGAAUGCACAGUUUUUAGUGAUUGCAAUUACUAUCUCAUGUACUCUUGCUUUUUAUUUCUUGCCUCUGUUCCUCUUCCCUCUUUUUUAAUCAUGUUCUUGUUCUUAAGACUUCUUUUCUGUGCCAAAAUCAGUAAAGUUAUACUCUGAAGGGAUAUUGUCCUUUCAAACGGGCCAUCUAAGGCAGCUAAUUAUGCAUUGCAUUGGGGUCUCUACUGAGAAAAAUUCUGUGACUUGAACUAAAUAUUUUUAAAUGUGGAUUUUUUUUGAAAACUAAUAUUUAAUAUUGCUUCUCCUGCAUGGCAAAACUGCCUAUUCUGCUAUUUAAAAACCCUCAAUGACUUUAUUUUCUACUGCCGCUUUUUUCAUGUGCAGCCAAAAUGAAAAUGUUUAAAUUAACUGUGUUGUACAAAUGGUACCCAACACAAACUUUUUUUUAAAUUAGUAAGACUUUUGUUUAAAGUUUUAAGUUUGCAUUUGACUUUUUUUGUAAGGAUGUAUGUUGUGUGUUUAACCUUUAUUAACUAACGUUAAAAACUGUGAUGUGUGCGUAGAAUAUUACGUAUGCAUGUUCAUGUUUAAAGAAUGGCUGUUGAUGAUAAAAUAAAAAUCAGCUUUCAUUUUUCUAA
Messenger RNA from Mustela lutreola (European mink), 2147 nucleotides. RefSeq names its product CYFIP related Rac1 interactor B (gene CYRIB). Lineage: Eukaryota; Metazoa; Chordata; Mammalia; Carnivora; Mustelidae. Gene Ontology annotation, biological process: positive regulation of T cell activation; regulation of actin filament polymerization. Gene Ontology annotation, molecular function: small GTPase binding. The record is from RefSeq and is a predicted model, not a curated record. The transcript is spliced from 13 exons. Bases 492 to 1466 code for a protein of 324 amino acids.